This is a messenger RNA of Cheilinus undulatus (humphead wrasse), 5623 nucleotides long. Its product is annotated as ras-specific guanine nucleotide-releasing factor RalGPS1-like. Bases 282 to 2024 code for a protein of 580 amino acids. Gene Ontology annotation, cellular component: plasma membrane. The record is from RefSeq and is a predicted model, not a curated record. Gene Ontology annotation, biological process: positive regulation of GTPase activity; Ras protein signal transduction. Gene Ontology annotation, molecular function: guanyl-nucleotide exchange factor activity. NCBI's taxonomy places the organism in Eukaryota, Metazoa, Chordata, Actinopteri, Labriformes, Labridae. The transcript is spliced from 20 exons.
UCAUGAAGACAGCACGGUCCGCGGACCCUGCGGUGGACACGGGACGACCUCUGCUUCAUGUUGGGCUCCAAGGAGGAAAAUAACCCCCAUGUUUGGGUCUGAGGGGCCUCCUGUAAUGUGAUCUUCAUCAUCAUCCUCAUCAGACAGCGACAGGAGGAGGACAGGAGGAGAGAGGCCGGCCCACCGAGACGCUCUGCCCGGGGAAAGGCAUGGAUGAGAGGUUAUGUGUGGCCCCUCCUUAAAGGCCUGUGUCGCCCCCAGCCUCCGGUCCCUCUGUGAGCAUGUAUCGCAGGAACGGACUUUCUGAUGGCACCAGCAUCAACUCCAUCACCUCAGAGGCGAGCAGCAGCUCUGACUCUCUGGAUGGACCGUGUGUUGACUACGCCAAAAGCUACGACGCCGUCAUCUUCGACGUGCUGAAGGUGACGCCCGAGGAGUUCGCUAGUCAGAUCACCCUGAUGGAUGCUCCGGUGUUUAAAGCCAUUCAGCCUGAGGAGCUGGCGAGCUGUGGUUGGAACGGGAAAGAGAAACACAGUUUGGCUCCAAACGUGGUGGCGUUCACUCGACGGUUCAACCAGGUGAGUUUCUGGCUGGUCAGAGAAAUCCUGACUGCUCAGACUCUGAAGAUCCGAGCGGAGAUCCUCAGUCACUUCAUCAAGAUCGCCAAGAAACUGUUGGAGCUGAAUAACCUACACUCUCUGGUGUCGGUGGUUUCUGCUCUGCAGAGCGCUCCCAUCUUCAGACUCAGCAAAACCUGGGCGCUCAUCAGCAGGAAGGACAAAGCCACGUUCGAGAAGUUGAACUAUCUGACAUCUAAAGAAGAAAACUACACCAGAAUGAGAGAGUACAUCCGCUCCCUGAAGAUGGUGCCCUGCAUCCCCUACCUGGGGAUCUACCUAUUGGACAUGAUCUACAUCGACUCGGCCUACCCGGCGUCAGACAGCAUCAUCGAGACGGAGCAGAGGACCAAUCAGAUGAACAACCUGCUGAGGGUCAUCUCUGACCUGCAGAUGUCCUGUAACUACGAUCACCUGGUGACUCUCCCUCAUGUUCAGAAAUAUCUUCAGUCGGUCCGCUACAUCGAGGAGCUGCAGAAGUUUGUAGAAGACGACAACUUUAAACUCUCUCUGAAGAUCGAACCUGGGAACAGCUCUCCUAGAAUCGCCUCCUCUAAAGAAGACCUGGCAGGUCUGUCGGAAGUUUCCGUCUCCAUGAGGUACAACCGGCGCCCCACCUGCCCCGACGCCUCCGUGGGGGUCCAUAUCCCCACGCCCCCUCCCUCCCACCACAGGAAGAGCCACAGUCUGGGGAACAAUAUGAUGUGUCAGUACGGGAUGUCAGAGAGCCGCAGCGCCACCUUUCCCAUAGAGAAAGCACGCCACCUGCUGGACGACAGCUUCCUAGAGUCUCAGAGUCCGGUCAGGAACGACCCUCAGAGCACGUCUGUGUCCAACGGCCUCUCCCUGGGCAGCAGUGAAAGCUCCUUUGGGGAGGAGUUAUCACCGGGGAUGGAGAGGGGUCGCAUGUACGCCACUCUGGGUCCCAACUGGAGGGUCCCUCUCCGAAACUCCCCCCGGAGCCGCAGCUAUGUUUACAGCUCGUCCGCUGCCACCUCGUGCUACGGCUGCAGCGAGACGGGCAGCGUGACCAUCGAAGGACCUCUGAGGAGAAAAACACUGCUGAAGGAGGGACGCAAACCCCGGCUGUCCUCAUGGACCAGGUUCUGGAUCUCUCUGUCUGGAUCUACACUGACGUUUUAUGGAGCCAAAGCUCUCAGAGCCUCUGAGAGGAAACAUUAUAAGUCCAGUCCGUGUAAGAAGGUCUGUGUGACGGGCUGGAUGGUGGUUCUUCCCGAUGACCCAGCCCGACCAAACAUCUUCCAGCUCAAUGACCCAGAUAAAGGUAAUGUUUACAAGUUCCAGACUGGAUCCAGAUUCUCUGCCAUCAUCUGGCACAAAAACCUGGAGGAGGCGUGUCGGAGCAGCAGACCUCAGAUACCAGCCAACCUCAUGUCGUUUGAAUGAGCUCAGACUGAAACAGCAGGAUGUUAACGUGCCAAACCGCCACUUUUGAGAAGUACUGACUGAACCGUGAAUACGGAGCACUGUGACGGCGUUGGAAGAAGAAUUUGGACGUCACACCUGCAGCCUUCUUUACCUGGAUGACAUCAGAUUAAAGCUCCGGUCUGGUGGUUUGCUGAUGUUCAUUUUUAUUCUCUAAGCUGCUAAAAAACCUGUGAACACAUCGAUUUAUGGCCCAUGUUGGGUUUCUGCUCCGAAGGACAAGAGGAGAAAACUGGACUCAGUGUUAACGAGGGACAGGGAGCUUCGGUCUGGGAUCCAGGAGGAAAAAUCUGUUUAAGUGUUUAAAUCUUUGGAAGCACUGGAGUGAAAGAAGACAACAUCCCAACGUCUGAGUUUGAAGUCAUGAUAUAAAAGGAAAAAACAAGAAAUCAGAUCAGCAGCAGUGACGGUGACCCCGUUUACACCUCACAUUAACAUCCAUGCUGUAUAAUCAGAUACACAGAGGUAAACUUUCAUUCUUAAUGUGAACAAACCCGCAUGGAACCAGAAUGAUGCAGAGGAGGUCUGGACUGGACUGGUUCUGUAGACACAUUAGAGAACGGCCAGUCAGCUGACCUGAUCAGCUGGAUUCUGAUAGUAAAAUCUUUAUUUAUGUCUGUCCAGUCUCAGCCUGAUGGGGACUGUGGCUCUAAUUAGAGAUCUGGAUUAUUCGUUGCAUCUCUGUAGUAAGAUCCAGUCUGCCAGGCCCAGCUCUUCAUUGUGAACCAGUUUGACUUUUUUAUGUCUUAAAACAAGAAAAAUGGAAAAAAAAACAUACAGGAGCUGGCUCCUGUCAUUGACUAUUUUUAUUUGUUUUAAGGAUUCUAGAUAGGAACAGGACUAGAGGAAGGAAUGGGCGUAGAAAGAGAGAGCCAAUGAGAAAGAAGCCACUGAGGUUUGACAUAAACCUGGGGCCACCUUCUGGAGCUGGUAGAUGAGCUCAGCUACCAUAUUAUAGCUGGUAGAUGAGCUCAGCUACCAUAUUAUAGCUGGUAGAUGAGCUCAGCUACCAUAUUAUAGCUGGUAGAUGAGCUCAACUACCAUAUUAUCACUGGUAGAUGAGCUCAGCUACCAUAUUAUAGCUGGUAGAUGAGCUCAACUACCAUAUUAUAGCUGGUAGAUGAGCUCAGCUACCAUAUUAUAGCUGGUAGAUGAGCUCAACUACCAUAUUAUAGCUGGUAGAUGAGCUCAGCUACCAUAUUAUCACUGGUAGAUGAGCUCAGCUACCAUAUUAUCACUGGUAGAUGAGCUCAACUACCAUAUUAUAACUGGUAGAUGAGCUCAACUACCAUAUUAUCACUGGUAGAUGAGCUCAACUACCAUAUUAUAGCUGGUAGAUGAGCUCAGCUACCAUAUUAUAACUGGUAGAUGAGCUCAACUACCAUAUUAUAACUGGUAGAUGAGCUCAACUACCAUAUUAUCACUGGUAGAUGAGCUCAGCUACCAUAUCAUCACUGGUAGAUGAGCUCAACUACCAUAUUAUAGCUGGUAGAUGAGCUCAGCUACCAUAUUAUAACUGGUAGAUGAGCUCAACUACCAUAUUAUCACUGGUAGAUGAGCUCAGCAACUAUAUUAUCACUGGUAGAUGAGCUCAGCUACCACAUUAUAGCUGGUAGAUGAGCUCAGCUACCACAUUAUAGCUGGUAGAUGAGCUCAACUACCAUAUUAUAGCUGGUAGAUGAGCUCAGCAACCAUAUUAUCACUGGUAGAUGAGCUCAGCAACCAUAUUAUCGCUGGUAGAUGAGCUCAGCUACCAUAUUAUAGCUGGUAGAUGAGCUCAGCUACCAUAUUAUCGCUGGUAGAUGAGCUCAGCAACCAUAUUAUAGCUUGUAGAUGAGCUCAGCUACCAUAUUAUAGCUGGUAGAUGAGCUCAGCUACCAUAUUAUAGCUGGUAGAUGAGCUCAGCUACCACAUUAUAGCUGGUAGAUGAGCUCAGCUACCAUAUUAUCGCUGGUAGAUGAGCUCAACUACCAUAUUAUAGCUGGUAGAUGAGCUCAGCUACCAUAUUAUCGCUGGUAGAUGAGCUCAGCAACCAUAUUAUAGCUGGUAGAUGAGCUCAGCUACCAUAUUAUAGCUGGUAGAUGAGCUCAGCUACCAUAUUAUAGCUGGUAGAUGAGCUCAGCUACCACAUUAUAGCUGGUAGAUGAGCUCAGCUACCAUAUUAUCGCUGGUAGAUGAUCCGGUUUAAAGAGCCAACUCUCUUCGUGAAUGUUUUUAAAAGAAAUAAGAAGUCAUAUUGGAACCCAGUCUAGAGGACUGUGAUGAGUGAAGCUGGGCAGACAUAAAUUAGCUAAACCCCAGAAACCCUUAGAGCCAGGAGGAUGAUGUUUGGUCUUAAAGACCUGGGUGGUUCUGGUCCAAUCACAGGUCGUCCCUGCAGAUAUACUGUUCAUGUAAAGAACUGUAAACUGGUUAUCUAAUCUCCAGCAUGGAUGUUCAUGUAAACGUAAACCUGAUCACUCACCUUCAGCGCUGGGACACACAGCAGGACUGAGUUUCUUUCCAAAUUAAAGCCUCUUAUUGUACAGAAACAUACAGACCGAUGAAGAUGACCCUGCCCUCACUACCUCAGCCGGUAGUCAUCCUGUAAAGCUCUUAGUUGGUCGUGUACAGAACCAAACCGUUUACAGAUCAAAUAUUUUGUACAGAACUAACAGGAUCCGAUAAAAGAGACAAAGACGAUGUAAAGUGAGCGACAGCUGCGUCUGCUUGCCCAUCUUAAACUCACCAUGGCGUUUUAAACACUCCUCUGUAUAUAAGCUGUAUUUAUUUGUAAAAGAGUUUAUUUUUUGAACAGUCGGCCAUAAAAAGGGAAACGGUACGAUGGAUUUUCCUGGAUUCAGCUGCUGCUCACAGACUGCCGGUGGAUGACACCUUAAAACAGAAGAAUGAAGGACUGUGGACAGAGACGGUUCCAUCAGCAUCUCUGCUGUUAAUAAUUAUAAUCUGCUUUAAAAGCUGCGUCUUCUGUUUGAUUUAAAGGAACAUUCUGCUGCAUUACUGCUCUGAUUUCUCCAGGUCUAGACAGUUUUCCUUCCAGUCAUAAAGAGGUAAUGAGUGAGAUCUGGGAAUGUUUUCUGAUGAAGCAGUCUGAAUCUCUGCAGGGAGAUAAGACUAAAAACUGUUGUCAAACUCCAGAACAGCCUCUAAACUGAACAAAAACCCCAACAUUGGCAGUGUUAUGAUACCAAAAAAUGUCCGAAGUUUUAUGCAUUUAAGUGCAAUAAAAAUAAAGAGCAGGUGUUUGCUUGCAAUUCUUGAUAAUUAAAAACAAGAAAUGAGCAAAUAUAAGGAAGUUGUUGCAAAUGACAGGAUAAUUUUUAGUCCUCAGCCGUUAGAGCAUGAUUCAGACUGAACAAACCUCCCAAAGAUUAAAUCCUCUAAAGUCACUGUUCCACAUUAUUCUGCACAUCAGAGUUUAAAACAUUUUAGAGGCUGUAAAGGAGUGAAAAUGUUCAUUAUUGAAUCUGCAGCAUCAGGAGGUCAUAUUUACUGAAAUCAAAGCUAUUUCAGUCACAAACAUCUGAACAGGCCCAGUUCAUGUUAACAUAGGAGCCCUU